GUGAAGAGCGUGCCUCGCGCAGAGGAGUGACCAAUCAGAGUUCAGCCACGCCGAGACGGGGCGGGGCGGCCUGCGCGCGCAGGGGUCAAAGCGUGCCGGCGCCGGUGGCGGGAAACGUAAGCCUGAGAGAGGGGAGCUCAGUUCCGGGUGACGACAUGGAGUCGAGACGGCGACCAGGUACGGGGCCGGGGCUGCCCGGGGCCAAGCGGCCGCGCGGAGGUGGCGGAGCCUGGGCCGAAGAGGACGAGGCGGCCCCGUCCCAGUUCGAGGAGGAGCUGGCCCUCAUGGAGGAGAUGGAGGCCGAGCGGAGGCUCCAGGAGCAGGAGGAGGAGGCACUGCAGCUGCCCCCAGACGGCGCGCUGGACGGGCAGCUCCCCGCGUCUGCCCGGGAUGCCCGAUGGCUCCGGCCGAGCCCUCCUGCCCUGGACCCCCAGGCCGAACCCCUGGUCUUCCAGCAGCUGGAGAUCGACCACUACGUGGGCCCCCCGCUGUCACCGCCACUCCCAGGGACCCCCCAUCCGGCCCCCGGCCCCGCCCCCGAGUCGGUGCCGGUCCUGCGGGCCUUCGGGGUCACGGACGCCGGAGUCUCCGUGUGCUGCCACGUGCACGGCUUCGCCCCCUACUUCUACGUGCCGGCGCCCCCGGGCUUCGGCCCCGAACACCUGAGCGACCUGCAGCGGGAGCUGAACUCAGCCGUGAGCCGGGAGCAGCGCGGGGGCAAAGAGCUGAGGGGGCCCGCCGUGCUGGCCCUGGAGCUGUGCUCCCGCGAGAGCAUGUACGGCUAUGUGGGUCGGGGUCCCUCCCCCUUCCUGCGGGUGACCCUGGCCCUGCCUCGCCUGGUGGCGCCAGCGCGGCGCCUCCUAGAGAACGGCAUCCGCGUGCCCGGCCUCGGCUCCCCCAGCUUCGCGCCCUACGAGGCCAACGUGGACUUCGAGAUCCGGUUCAUGGUGGACGCGGACAUCGUGGGCUGUAACUGGAUCGAGCUCCCGGCGGGGAAGUACCGGCUGAGGACGGAGGGGAAGGCCACGCUGUGCCAGCUGGAGGCGGACGUGCUGUGGUCGGACGUGGUCAGUCACCCCCCGGAGGGGCCCUGGCAGCGGAUCGCGCCGCUCCGGGUGCUGAGCUUCGACAUCGAGUGUGCCGGGAGGAAAGGCAUCUUCCCGGAGCCCGAGCGCGACCCCGUGAUCCAGAUCUGCUCCGUGGUCUUGCGCUGGGGGGAGCCCGAGCCCUUCCUGCGCCUGGCCCUGACCCUGCGGCCCUGCGCCGCCAUCCUGGGCGCCCAAGUGCGCAGCUACGAGCGCGAGGAGGACCUCCUUCAGGCCUGGGCCAGCUUCGUGCGCGCCCUCGACCCCGACGUCAUCACCGGCUACAACAUCCAGAACUUCGACCUGCCCUACCUCAUCGCCCGGGCGCAGACGCUCAAGGUCUCCGCCUUCCCCUUCCUGGGCCGCAUCUCCGGCCUUCGCUCCAACAUCCGGGACUCGUCCUUCCAGUCCAAGCAGACGGGCCGCAGGGACAGCAAAGUGGUCAGCAUGGCCGGCCGGGUGCAGAUGGACAUGCUGCAGGUCCUGCUGCGAGAGCACAAGCUGCGCUCCUACACCCUCAACGCAGUCAGCUUCCACUUCCUGGGCGAGCAGAAGGAGGACGUGCAGCACAGCAUCAUCACUGACCUGCAGAACGGCAACGACCAGUCCCGCCGCCGCCUGGCCGUUUACUGCCUGAAGGACGCCUUCCUGCCCCUGCGGCUCCUGGAGCGCCUCAUGGUCCUGGUCAACGCCGUGGAGAUGGCCCGAGUCACGGGCGUCCCCCUCGGCUACCUGCUCACCCGGGGCCAGCAGGUCAAGGUGGUGUCGCAGCUGCUGCGGCAGGCGGCGCGCCAGGGCCUGGUGAUGCCGGUGGUGAAGACGGAGGGGGGCGAGGACUACGCGGGCGCCACCGUCAUCGAGCCCCUCAAAGGGUACUACGACGUGCCCAUCGCGACGCUGGACUUCUCCUCGCUGUACCCGUCCAUCAUGAUGGCCCACAACUUGUGCUACACCACGCUGCUGAGGCCGGGGGCUGCCCAGAAGCUGGGCCUGACCGCUGACGAAUUCAUAAAGACCCCGACGGGGAACGAGUUCGUGAAGGCGUCGGUGCGGAAGGGGCUUCUGCCCCAGAUCCUGGAGAACCUGCUCAGCGCCCGGAAGAGGGCCAAGGCUGAGCUGGCCAGAGAGACGGAUCCCCUGCGGCGGCAGGUCCUGGAUGGGCGGCAGCUGGCGCUGAAGGUCAGUGCCAACUCUGUGUACGGGUUCACCGGGGCCCAGGUGGGCAAGCUGCCCUGUGUGGAGAUCUCCCAGAGCGUCACGGGCUUCGGGCGCCAGAUGAUCGAGAAGACCAAGCAGCUGGUGGAGUCCAAGUACACAGUGCAGAGCGGGUACAGCGCUGAUGCCAAGGUGGUGUACGGGGACACGGAUUCUGUCAUGUGCCGCUUCGGAGUCUCCUCGGUGGCCGAGGCCAUGGCCCUGGGCCGAGAGGCGGCCGACUGGGUGUCCGGCCACUUUGUGUCGCCCAUACGGCUGGAGUUUGAGAAGGUCUACUUCCCCUACCUCCUCAUCAGCAAGAAGCGUUAUGCUGGCCUGCUCUUCUCCUCACGCCCGGACACCCACGACAAGAUGGACUGCAAAGGCCUGGAAGCCGUGCGCCGAGACAACUGCCCACUUGUGGCCAACCUGGUCACCUCAUCGCUGCGCCGUCUCCUCAUUGACCGGGACCCCCUGGGAGCCGUGGCCCACGCCCAGGACGUCAUCUCGGACCUCCUGUGCAAUCGCAUCGACAUCUCGCAGCUGGUCAUCACCAAGGAGCUGACCAGGGCCGCGGCCGACUACGCGGGGAAGCAGGCCCAUGUGGAGCUGGCCGAGAGGAUGAGGAAGAGGGACCCAGGCAGCGCCCCCAGCCUGGGGGACCGAGUGCCCUACGUCAUCAUCAGCGCGGCCAAGGGUGUGGCAGCCUACAUGAAGUCAGAGGACCCCCUGUUCGUGCUGGAGCACAACCUGCCCAUCGACACGCAGUACUACCUGGAGCAGCAGCUGGCCAAGCCCCUGCUGAGGAUCUUCGAGCCCAUCCUGGGGGAAGGCCGGGCGGAGGCCGUGCUGCUGCGUGGCGAGCACACCCGCUGUAAGACGGUGCUGACGGCCAAGGUCGGGGGGCUCCUGGCCUUCGCCACCCGCAGGAGCAGCUGCAUCGGCUGCCGGGCCGUCCUGGGCCACCACGGAGCCGUGUGCAAGUUCUGCCUUCCCCGGGAAUCGGAGCUCUACCAGAAGGAGGUGGCGCACCUGAGCGCGCUGGAGGAGCGCUUCUCGCGCCUGUGGACGCAGUGCCAGCGCUGCCAGGGCAGCCUGCACGAGGAUGUGCUGUGCACCAGCCGCGACUGCCCGAUCUUCUACAUGCGGAAGAAGGUGCAGAAGGACCUGGACGACCAGGAGCAGCUGCUGGCGCGCUUCGGGCCCCCCGGGCCGGCCUGCUGGUGACGACGGACGGACGACAACGGCGGGGGGGGGGGGGGAGGGGGGGGAGAAGCGGCAAUAAAGACUCUGGGCUCGGACCCUCGUGUGCUCUGUGUGUCUGGGGGC
This is a messenger RNA of Monodelphis domestica (gray short-tailed opossum), 3608 nucleotides long. RefSeq names its product DNA polymerase delta 1, catalytic subunit (gene POLD1). Gene Ontology annotation, biological process: DNA-templated DNA replication; DNA replication proofreading; nucleotide-excision repair, DNA gap filling. The record is from RefSeq and is a predicted model, not a curated record. Lineage: Eukaryota; Metazoa; Chordata; Mammalia; Didelphimorphia; Didelphidae. Gene Ontology annotation, cellular component: delta DNA polymerase complex. Gene Ontology annotation, molecular function: DNA-directed DNA polymerase activity; DNA binding; nucleotide binding.